Messenger RNA from Aspergillus ibericus CBS 121593, 471 nucleotides. RefSeq lists its product as uncharacterized. The transcript has a single exon. The coding region runs from base 66 to 272 and encodes 68 amino acids. The record is from RefSeq and is a predicted model, not a curated record. Gene Ontology annotation, molecular function: oxidoreductase activity, acting on the CH-OH group of donors, NAD or NADP as acceptor. Gene Ontology annotation, biological process: carboxylic acid metabolic process. Lineage: Eukaryota; Fungi; Ascomycota; Eurotiomycetes; Eurotiales; Aspergillaceae.
CCCCCCCCCCCCCCCCCACAUCCGCAUCCACAUCAAAGCUAAGAAACGAAAAAAGAAAACAGAGUAUGUCGCAAAUCGCCAUCAUCGGCCUCGGCACCGUCGGGGCCUCCACAGCCCUAUCCCUCAUCCACCAACGCACCCCGGCCACCCUCCUCCUCGUAGACACCAAAUCCACCCUCCGCGAUGCACAGGCGCGCGAUCUCGCUGACGCCGCUCUCAUAUCAAUGACGAAGUCAAUAAGAGCAAUGGGUAUGGGUAUGUGGUUGGGGUGAGGGGGGAAGGGGAGGUUGUUCUGUGGUCGAGUGUAUAUGGGUCUGAUGGUCGGGAAGAUGGGGGGGUGGGUGUUGGGGUCCGGAAGCGGAUUGAAGUGGAGAAUGAGAUCAAAGGGCGGAGUCGGGCGAUUGUGCUGGGGAAAGGAAGGGCGGAGUGGGGGAUCGGAGGGUCGUGAGGACGGUGAGUUGUUGGAGGGAG